AUGCAUUUCAACUUUGCCUGUAUCACCGCCUGCGUCUUCGCAGCUGCUGCUCUCGCAGUCCCCGUCGAAGUUGAGCGAAAGGUCGUUGUUGUCCGCGCUGAUGUCUGCCCUGCCCCUGCACCUGCAACCACUGCACCUGCUCCUGAAGUUUCAUCUCCGCCGCCUGCUGAAUACUACUCUCCUCCUCCCCCCGUUACCACAACAAUGUCUAACCCUCCUCCGGCUGCGCAGGGUCCUAGCGUCGACAACAAGCAAUGCUCGGCUGGAACCUCAGUUCACUGCUGUGACACUGUUGACAGCACGGACAACUCGAAUGUUUUGAACCAGUUGAAUGCCGCUGGCAUCGAUCACUCGGAUGCCAAGCAGAAGGGUCAGGUUGGAUUGACUUGCACUCCCAUCACCACCUCUCUCAUUGACGCUAUCAAUGGCAACGUCUGCCAGGGUGCAGUCACUGCCUGCUGCGAGAACACCAGCCAGACUGGCCUCGUCAACCUCAACCUCGGUUGCACUAUCAUCCCAGUCACCCUUUAA
Molecule: messenger RNA, 531 nt
Organism: Talaromyces marneffei
Lineage: Eukaryota; Fungi; Ascomycota; Eurotiomycetes; Eurotiales; Trichocomaceae
Exons: 3
Coding region: 1-531 (176 amino acids)
Cellular component (GO): fungal-type cell wall
Molecular function (GO): structural constituent of cell wall
Source: RefSeq, a predicted model, not a curated record